Messenger RNA from Manihot esculenta (cassava), 1803 nucleotides. Its product is annotated as tubby-like F-box protein 3. The record is from RefSeq and is a predicted model, not a curated record. Lineage: Eukaryota; Viridiplantae; Streptophyta; Magnoliopsida; Malpighiales; Euphorbiaceae. Gene Ontology annotation, molecular function: protein binding. Bases 260 to 1438 code for a protein of 392 amino acids. The transcript has 6 exons.
UGAUUCAGUCUCCUGCCUGCCACGGACCACUUCCAUCUCAUUUCUCUUUCGCUUUCUCUUUCUCUUCUUUCCAAUAUAAAAGAGAGAAUUCGACAAAAAAUUAUAUGUGUAAAAGAGAAAAAUAAAAUAAUCCUUCUCCCUCUCACCAUCCCAAAGAAUCCCUCCUUUAAUAAACAACAGGGGAUUUCAAUGUUCUUGUUUCUGCUAAGAUUAUAUUAAAGUUUUGAUUUUUUUUUUCCUGGGAUUAACAAGGGAAAAAAUGUCUGCAAUUAGGAGCAUGAUAAUCCGGUCGAGGUCCCACCGGGUGGUGCAGGACGGGUCGGCAGCGGCUCCGGAGGUGGAUGAGUGGCAUGAAGAGGAUACUUCUUGUUGGGCAAACAUGCCAGAGGAGCUCUUAAGAGAGGUUCUAUUGAGAAUAGAAGCAUCAGAAAGCAGUUGGCCACCCAGAAAAAGCGUGGUUGCUUGUGCUGGUGUCUGCAGGACCUGGAGACAAAUCACUAAAGAAUUAGUCAAAGUCCCUGAAGUUUCCGGCAGGCUUACUUUUCCUAUUUCCGUCAAGCAGCCUGGUCCAAGGGAUUUUCUCCUCCAGUGCUUUAUAAAGCGGUGCCGGUCCACUCAGACAUAUUAUCUUUACCUCAGUUUAACUAAUGCACUUGCUGAUGAUGGAAAGUUCCUUCUUGCUGCACACAAGUGUAGACGCCCCACCUUCACGGACUAUCUCAUUUCUCUAGAUGCUGGCAAUAUGUCGAAGGGGAGUAGCGCCUAUGUUGGGAAGUUAAGAUCAAAUUUUCUGGGAACCAAGUUCACAGUCUUUGAUGGACAGCGACCUCAUGCUGGGGCCAAGAUGACAAAAAGUCGCUCCACUAAGCUAGUAAAUUUGAAACAAAUUUCACCUAGGGUUCCUGCUGGCAGCUAUCCCGUAGCUCACAUCUCAUAUGAACUGAAUGUGUUGGGUUCCAGCAGGGGUCCGAGGAGAAUGCAGUGCAUUAUGGAUGCUAUCCCUUUCACUUCUAUUGAACCUGGUGGAGUGGCUCCCACACAGAUAGAGUUUUCUCAUCACAAUGUGGGUUCAUUUCCAUCACUCCCAUUCUUCCGUUCAAAAUCAAACCAUACAGAUAAUUUUUUAUCAGGACCUUUGCCUAGUGAGAAAGAUGGAGCACUAGUACUUAAAAACAAGGCUCCAAGGUGGCAUGAACAGCUCCACUGUUGGUGUUUGAAUUUCCAUGGUCGAGUAACUGUUGCUUCAGUUAAAAACUUUCAGCUGGUUGCUUCCCCAGAAAAUGGACGUGCUGCUGGUCCAGAACAUGAGAAGGUCAUCCUUCAGUUUGGGAAAGUGGGAAAGGAUUUGUUUACCAUGGAUUACCGAUACCCGAUCUCUGCAUUCCAAGCAUUUGCAAUUUGCAUCAGCAGCUUUGACACCAAGAUUGCUUGUGAAUGACGAAAUGAUCAAACAGGUGCAAAGUUUGAAGAUGAUGGUUCUGAUACAAUAGAAAGAGGCUGCUGCUUGUAAUGUGGGCAAAGGUUGCUUAUGGAGCAUAAUUUUGCCAAGUAAAUGGAAAUUGGAGGCUGCAGCUUUUGAUUCCAUGGCUUUUGAAGUCAAUCAGUUGAAUUGAAAACCGUUAACUUGGAAGCUUCAGAACACUGGAACUUUGUCAUUCGCAGUUCCCUGUAAAUUUUACUUUGUACGUAAUAAUAAUAUUUUUUUAAGUUUAUCUGCAUUUUCAAUGCUGCAAAAAAAAAAAAAAAAAAAAGCAAAACGAAGACUAUAACUAGAAAUGACAGUAGAGGUUUCAGAUUCAUAUA